Molecule: messenger RNA, 1612 nt
Organism: Toxorhynchites rutilus septentrionalis
Lineage: Eukaryota; Metazoa; Arthropoda; Insecta; Diptera; Culicidae
Product: dnaJ homolog subfamily C member 25 homolog
Exons: 3
Coding region: 545-1528 (327 amino acids)
Biological process (GO): protein folding
Cellular component (GO): endoplasmic reticulum membrane
Source: RefSeq, a predicted model, not a curated record
GUUCUGUUCUGUCAAUAAUUGUUGUUUAAAACUCGGUCCGGUUAUAUAGUCGAAUAGUGGCAAACUUUAAACUCCAUGUUAAAUGUGAACACCUCCAUGUGAAACCGAAAUAUGAAAAUCGCUCAUGCAGUUAGAAAUGAAGCAGCGCUAUCUCCGUGAUUUCAACGAUUUCAAUUUCAAUGAUAUGUUGUUAAACAAAUGACGCCAUAUUGAUUUUGAUUUUGGGUAGCCUAUAUUCAAUUGAUGUCUAACCCCUGAGAUGGACCGGAUUUGACAGAAAACCUAUACGGAACUGAUCUCUCCGAUCUCUCUCUCGCCUCAGGUGUUUUGUAGAGGCAACGGUGGCAAUAUUUUCGUUUGUGAUUCACAAUCAGUACCGCUAUUCUCCAAUAGAAAUACAUGAGGAUACCACGUUUCAUUAUGUUGCUGAGAGUUGAUUGUAGUUCAACGUGAAGAAGGGAACCAAAACUAAAUCAAAUACUGGCCUAUUAUAGUCAUAAAAUAAAAUUGUCAUCUAUUUUUAAGAAACUCGAACGAAACAGCUAUGCGGCUAUUUUUGUUAUAUUUACUAUGUCCUGUGAUAGUAAAUGGAUAUUUACUUGAUGGCUUAUACUGUGGGACGGAGAACUGCUAUGAUCUCUUGGAAGUGACGAGAGAAUCCACGAGACAAGAAAUAUCUCGAAAUUAUCGUCAGUUGGCUAAGAAAUACCAUCCAGAUACCCAUAGAGGUGAAACGGCCAAAAAAGAAGCUGAAGAAGUGUUUAAACGUGUGACCAGGGCGUACGAAGUGCUUCGAGAUGAAGGAUCUCGGGCGGACUAUAACUAUAUGCUAGACAAUCCUGAUGAGUACUACUCUCAUUUUUAUCGGUACUAUCGAAGACGUACAAAAGUCGAUGUUCGACUUGUAGUACUGGUUUGCGUUACGUUAAUAUCUCUGGUACAGUACUUUUCGCGCAAACAAAGGUAUGAAGAGGCCAUCAAAUAUUUCAUGACGGUUCCAAAAUACCGUAAUAAGGCAUUGGAGAUGUUAAACCAAAGCCAAUCGGCACCCAAAAAGAGUGCAAAAUCAAGGAUUUCUAAAUCUGAAAUGAAAGAAGAAUCGGAGAAGAAUAUUCGAAAGAUUAUAGAAGAGAACCUCGACAUCCAAGGAGCCUACGCGAAACCUCAAAUUACAGACAUAUUGUGGAUACAAAUAAUAAUGUUACCAUAUACAAUAUUUAAUUUAACUAAAUGGCAUGUAAUGUGGAUAUACAACUUUGUCAUACUAAAAAAACCCUACGGUGAAGAGGAGAAGUUAUAUCUUAUUAGGAAAAACAUGAAGCUUGGUAUCAAUCAGUUCAGAGGAAUAGAAAACGAUAAAAUUAAUGAAUAUAUGUGCAAAGAGUUGUGGAUCAAAGAAAAAUAUAAACUUUGGAAGGCAGAAGAAGACGAAGAAAUGAAAAGGCAGAUGGCAGAUAAUCCAAGAUAUAAGGCGUACCGCAGGUAUAUGAAGAACCGAGGACCUGGAAGAAUUACAUUCGAAGAAUAAAUAUAAACUGUCAUGUAUACAUGAAAUUGUAUAAAAUAUUUAUUGCUAACGAAAUAAAAAUCUUGUUUGUCUGAUUUAACUUAA